Molecule: messenger RNA, 683 nt
Organism: Aspergillus glaucus CBS 516.65
Lineage: Eukaryota; Fungi; Ascomycota; Eurotiomycetes; Eurotiales; Aspergillaceae
Exons: 3
Coding region: 271-654 (127 amino acids)
Source: RefSeq, a predicted model, not a curated record
CGGCUUCGGCGAAUAACCUCGCUGUAAAGCCGAGGUUGUCUUCUCAGCAUCUGGUGCGGAAGGUUGCUAGUAUCAACCGGAAAUUAGAAGCUUGGAAAGCAGAAAUUUCGCCCUUAUUACAGGCUCGCUGGACGUCAUCAUCAAACGCACCUGGUUAUGCUUCCCGCGAAGAAUUCGACUUGGACAUCGGCGCAUCCGGGCACGCCUACGAGAAUGUGCGAAUCAUUGUCAACGGACCCUUACUCUCUUUCCGAUUAAUGACCCGUUCGGAUGGAGCAGCAGAUCACCCCAACGACUCAUUCACAGUCAAUGCAAGCAUGCCGUGACGCCGCUAAGCAAGCAAAUUAUCAUGAGUAUGGCCGUGAUGCUACUGUUACGGCAGAGGAAGAUACUCGUCCACAACAACCAGACUCACUGCCCAGUGCCAACACCUACUUACCAGUAAUGGCUGGCCCUGAAGAAACUUCUCCACCCGAAACAAACGAUACGGCAUUUCAGUACAUCCCCGAUACAGCCCUAUCACAAGCCGUAGCUGAAUUCGAAAAAGCAGGGCAGGGCUCCGAUAAUCUCGCCUGGCCGUUUGCUGAUGAUGUGUUUCCGUCGUUGGAGCAAGCGUGGAUAUGGGGAUUGGAUAGUUUUACGCUUCCGGAGUAGAUCGGCGCACUAUAGUGUUUAAUUAACGG